Coccomyxa subellipsoidea C-169 is the source of this 1296-nucleotide messenger RNA. RefSeq names its product UDP-Glycosyltransferase/glycogen phosphorylase. The coding region runs from base 1 to 1296 and encodes 431 amino acids. The record is from RefSeq and is a predicted model, not a curated record. NCBI's taxonomy places the organism in Eukaryota, Viridiplantae, Chlorophyta, Trebouxiophyceae, Coccomyxaceae. Gene Ontology annotation, molecular function: UDP-glycosyltransferase activity. The transcript is spliced from 10 exons.
AUGGCGAGACUGCAGGGUGACAAACCGGAUGUCAUCAUGGGCGUUCCCUUCUUCCCCUGCACUUCCUUGCUGGCUGCCAAACUUGGCGUCCCCUACAUCGCCAUAAACCCCUCCGGCCUAGCGGGCAACGCGAUCAUGCAACCCCUGUGGGCUGGCAGCGGCCGCGAUUUUCACAUCGCGCCUCGUUUGGCCAGCGUGCCUGAAUUUCUCUUCGAGGCAACGUAUCCGAUGACCUUCCUGCAGCGCAUGCAAAAUGUUCUGCUCUACGCAUCGGCACAGAUGCACGGAAUCAUGAUUACUCGUCCGAUGAUGAGGAAACUGCAGGCCAAGCACAACCUGGACCUGACAACCGCUGAGUCACGCCGUCUGCACUUACUAACGAUUAUAAAUGGUGACAUGGCGCUGGAUCAGCCGCGGCCGCUGCCCCCCAGCGUGAAGCUGGUGGGACCCAUCAUGGCCAAGCCUCCGGCGGCGUUGCCUCCCGACCUGCAGGAGUUUGUGGAGGGCGCAGGAGCUGCAGGGGUUGUGCUCAUCUCAAUCGGCACCAUUGCUACAUUUGGCAAGGAGGAAAUUCAUGCGAUUGCAUCAGCGCUGGGCAGGCUAGCAGUCAGGGCUCUUUGGAAGCUGUCGGAGCAGGAGGUUGCAGCUGCAGGCGGCCUAGAAAGUCUGAACCUGACAGACAGCGUCAAGGUGCUGAGCUGGGUGCCUCAGAAUGAUGUGCUGGGCCACGCCAGUACAAGGGCGUUCCUGUCACACUGCGGCGCCAAUGGCAUGAACGAGGCUGCGUACCACGGCGUUCCUGUCGUGGCCAUGCCAUUCCAUGGCGACCAGACCUUGAAUGCCCGCAAGCUUAUCACAAAGGCGCGCACACAUCCAAAUUUGAAUUCAAGCGCUCUGCUUGCAUGGGUCUAUUUUUUCGGAAUGGCGGUGCUGUUGCAGCGAAAGGGUUUGACUGCAGACGGGGUGUAUAAUGCAUUUACAAGGGUACUAACCGAUGACAGCAUCCGGGCGGCUGCCGCGAAGGUGUCCAAACGCAUUCGCAACCGCAAGCGCACGCCUGUACAGGAGACUGCAGACUGGGUGGAGCAUGUGCUGGACUCCGGCGGCGAUCCCUACUUGCAGUUACCAGACAAUGACAUGAGCUUCUUCGUGCGCAACUCCCUCGAUGUGGCAGCGGCCUAUCUUGGCAUCGGGGUGGUUAUUCUCAUAGCUGGGAAGUUACUCAUCGCUUGGGUGAUGGGGGGCGCGUGCCGCAAGCUCAAGGGGCGUGCAGGGUGGGUGAAGAAGAUUGUGUGA